This is a messenger RNA of Anneissia japonica, 2459 nucleotides long. RefSeq names its product SH3 domain-binding protein 5 homolog. The coding region runs from base 33 to 1556 and encodes 507 amino acids. Gene Ontology annotation, cellular component: cytoplasm. Gene Ontology annotation, molecular function: protein kinase inhibitor activity. The transcript has 7 exons. Gene Ontology annotation, biological process: negative regulation of protein tyrosine kinase activity; intracellular signal transduction. Lineage: Eukaryota; Metazoa; Echinodermata; Crinoidea; Comatulida; Comatulidae. The record is from RefSeq and is a predicted model, not a curated record.
CAUUGCAAAACAGUUGCAAAAUAAAAACAAAAAUGGCCACACCAGAUGAAGGGGACAAACUUGACCCAAGGGUUAAAGUUGAAUUGGAACGUUUGAAUUCAGCAACACAUGAGAUCAACACCUUGGAAUUUCAGCUUGAUGAGGCAAGAUCAAGCUUUAGACAUGCUCUUACGGAGUCAACACAGAGUCUCAAUGCAACAGCCAAGCGUCUUGGUGCAUGUAUAGAAAAAGCCCGGCCGUUUUACGAUGCACGUCAACGAGCCAAGGAACUUCACCAAAGCACUCAGCAGGCUGCCGUCAGUUUUGAGAGAGCCAACAGCAUGCUGGCAGCCGCCAAGGAGAUGGUAGAUCUUGCUGAGAUGGGUCUACUCGACGAGGGCAGGGAGUUUGAUGCCAACUGGCAAGAGAUGUUGAACCAUGCUACCAUGAAGGUUGGAGAAGCAGAGCUUGAGAAAAACAUUAGUGAACGUCAACACGAGAGAACAGCCGCUGAGUUUGAUCAAGAGGAGUUAGUUGUGAAACGCCUUCAGAAAAGCUUGAAAAGUGUUAUCAAUAAGUCAAGGCCAUACUUUGAGGCCAAGAGCAAUUUCAACCAGCAGAUGGAGGAGAAGAAACAAAAAGUGCGGACGUUAGAGAUCAAAGUUGCACGAUCAAAAGAAAUUUACUCACAAGCAUUACACAAUCUCGAAGAAAUCAGUAGCGAAAUUCACGAAAAAAGGAAAACUCAGUCAGUAAAGCUUGGGAAGAGAGUUGCUGGAGUAGGUGCGGAAGCAGUUCCUGAGGUUCACAUAGAGAAAUGCCGCACACCACCAUCACAUUUGAAAUUCGGAACGCAGACUACGCCCUCAAAACGUCUAGCAUCUCCACGUGAUGAAAUGGUCACACGGGAUGACAUGUUUUUAGGGAUACCAAACAAAACGCAGACUCCAAAACGUCCGUUGAGCUUACAGGAAGCAAUUUUACCCCCAGACCCACACAAUAUUCUGGGAGAACGAGGCUCCCUUGAGAAUUUGGACAAUAUAUCAGAUAACGAUAGCGUUUGUUCUGACCAAUCUCAGGAACAUGAUACUGCACCUGUGACAAACGAUGUGCAAACUAAAAGCACCAUUUCGUAUAGAACCCACAGGCGCGUAUCCAGUGAAGCAUCAAAUGUAAUGUUUGGUCUUAGCUCCAGUUCAACUCGAUUACGAAUUGCGAAUUCAUCAAGUUCCAGUGAGCCGCUACAAAUUGUCCAAGAGAUAUCGAGUUUGAAUAUCUCGUCAGAAAAUGCCUUCAGCGAGGAUGAUGCAGAAAAAUUGAGUAGCAUUUGUGAAAUAAAAUCUAUUAAACAACUCCCCAACUCACAGCUUACCGAAGUAAUAAGUGACGUUUGCGUCAGUGACAAUUCUGAAAGUCAAUCCACAAUUAAUGGAGAACAUUUGGAUAGUCCAUCAUCAGAUAGUUCUAGAGUUCCAAAAGGUUCAACUUGUAUAGGUGGUGAAGAUGAUAAAGAAAGCAGUACAGGUGCACUUCAAGAUGGUGCAUUUAACUGUAGUACAGAAACUACUAUAUUUUAGGAACCAGCAUUCAUUGUUUAAUAUUUUAUUUUUAGCAUUAUCUUAUUUUUUAUUUUUUAUAACUCAUAAUGCCAAUGUGCACAUUAUAUGAAAUUAAUGAUUAGUUUUUAUUUUCUAUAAUAUUUGGCAGAGAAGCCAUUUGAUGAUAGUAUGGAUGAUGUAGAACACUAAUUUUCAACUAUGAAGUUGUGCUUCCGUUAAUUUUUGUCCACACAUCAUAUCUACAGUACACUUUUAAUGUGGCAAAUAUUUAUAUUAAUAUUUCCUGUAUUAUGGGCAUGGUGGUGUCAUAUCAUGUCCAUAUAUGGAUGUGAUGAUAUCACAUCUGAUCAAUAUAUGGGCAAAUCACAGGUAUUUAAUUUCCACAUAAGAUUUGAUAGUGUGAACAAAACUUGACUUUAAUGGAGGGAGAAUUGGAUGCCCAGUGCUAUCCUAAUACCGUGUGCUGAUACUAAUCAACAAGGUAGUCACGUCUGACUACAGGUCUUUAAAUUCCGUCAACAGAAUUAAUAUAAUAUGAGCACUUUAGUAUAGUCAUACACCAUAUGAGACAUGCUUCAUGAAAAACCCAGGUUUUAAAUCAUUACAAAAUUUCAUAUAAUUAUGUAAUAAUAAUAUUACAUAUAUUUUAUAUACUGCAGCGCAUAAUGCUGGAACUUUUAUGGUCUAUAUAUUCUAUAUUUACAGAGCAUAUUGGCCAGUUUAAGUUAUUUCAAUUCAAUUAAAAGUACUGUAACGUUUAUUUUCCUCAAAGAAGUGCAAAUAAUAUUGUUACAGAAUCUAUAAAAUUGAAGGAGUCAAGGCCGGAAAAAGCGGGAAAAAGCUGCUGGGAUGCAAACAGAGUUUAAACGUCACGACUGCAAUAUAAUGACAAAAAAUACUUAUAGGAACUGUAACAUAUAA